AUGUCCUCCAAAAACCAGAACGUAGUGUUCUUCCACCCCGACCUAGGCAUCGGCGGUGCCGAGCGCCUCGUUAUAGACGCUGCCGUCGGGCUGCAGAAUCGCGGCCAUAAAGUCACAAUCUUCACAUCGCACUGCGAUCCACAACACUGUUUCGACGAAGCCCGCGAUGGAACCCUCGAUGUGCGGGUGCGCGGAAACACCAUCGUCCCACCUACCAUCUUCGGUCGAUUCGCGAUACUAUGCGCCAUCCUCCGCCAAUUGCACCUGAUCCUUACGAUUGCCUUGUUCACCUCCGAACUGAAGAGCCUGAAACCGUCCGCAUUCUUCGUCGAUCAACUCAGCGCCGGAAUACCCCUCCUUCGUCUCCUGCAUCCGAGCGUCCGGAUCAUCUUUUACUGCCACUUCCCGGACAAGCUGCUAGCGAAGAAAGGAGGCAUCUUGAAGACGGUUUAUAGAGGCCCGUUUGAUUGGCUCGAGAGCUGGAGCACGGGUUGCAGCGACACUAUUGUCGUGAACAGCAACUUCACGAAGAGCGUGUUUGGACAAGCAUUCCCAGGGCUGAAGCACCGCGAACCAGGCGUGGUCUACCCAUGUGUCGAUACAAGCACGGAGGAUAUCAUUCAGGUGCACAAGCCGUUAUGGCCGAAAAAGAAGGUUCUUCUCAGCAUAAACCGCUUCGAGAAGAAGAAGGAUGUUGCUCUGGCCAUCAAAGCAUAUGCAGGACUGUCGGACGAUGAGCGGAAAGAUACAAGGCUCGUCAUCGCUGGCGGUUACGACCCACGCGUCGCCGAGAAUCUGCACACCUAUAAUGAGCUCUGCGAACUGGCCGAUUCCCUGAAGCUCAAGCACGCGACUGCAAAGACGGUUAUCACCGCCCAGAGCGUACCAGACGAUAUUGCGGUUCUCUUCCUUCACUCAGUACCGAACGCAUUCAAGACUACGCUUCUUGCGACUUCCCGGCUUCUGGUGUACACACCUCGCAAUGAGCACUUCGGUAUUGUGCCCCUCGAGGCCAUGUUGGCAGGGACGCCAGUCCUGGCUGCAAACGAGGGAGGGCCGACGGAGACAGUCAUCAGUGGACAGACUGGCUGGCUACGUGACGUGAGGAAAGUGGGGGACUGGACUGAAGUAAUGCGGAUCGCGCUUGAGGACGGCGAAGGCGAGGAAAGGCUAAAGGAGAUGGGCAGAUGGGGACGAGAGAGAGUGAUCUCGGAGUUUUCCAAGGAGAAAAUGGCGGAGAGGCUGGAGAGUGAAAUCAAUCAGAUGAUGCAGAAGCCUACGCGGCCUGCUGUG
This is a messenger RNA of Westerdykella ornata, 1293 nucleotides long. RefSeq names its product UDP-Glycosyltransferase/glycogen phosphorylase. NCBI's taxonomy places the organism in Eukaryota, Fungi, Ascomycota, Dothideomycetes, Pleosporales, Sporormiaceae. The annotation marks the transcript as partial. The record is from RefSeq and is a predicted model, not a curated record. Gene Ontology annotation, molecular function: alpha-1,3-mannosyltransferase activity; GDP-Man:Man(1)GlcNAc(2)-PP-Dol alpha-1,3-mannosyltransferase activity. The transcript is spliced from 2 exons.